CAGAGCUGCUGAUCGAUGACGCGCCAUCACCCCACGCGCCGCCUCGCUCGCCCAUUGGCUGAGAUGAGCCUGGUCCCAUUGACAACAAACAGGGGGGCGCGCGGCCUGGAGGCGGGGCCGCAGGGGGCGCGGGCUGGGGCGGGAGAAUCCCGCCCCGCCUUUUCCGUGCGGCGCCCGGGCGCAACGCAAACAUGGCGGCGGGUGGCACCCGUCGGUGAGGCGGUACCGGGCGGGGGUUGUCGGGUGUCAUGGGCGGUGGCGACGGCACCGCCCCCGCGUCUCCCUGAGCGGGACGGCAGGGGGGCUUCUGCGCUGAGCCGGGCGAUGGACGAGAGCGGCGAGCUGGGCGGUCUGGAGACCAUGGAGACCCUCACGGAGCUGGGCGACGAGCUGACCCUGGGGGACAUAGACGAGAUGCUGCAAUUUGUCAGUAAUCAAGUGGGAGAGUUCCCUGACUUGUUUUCAGAACAGCUGUGUAGCUCCUUUCCUGGCAGUGGUGGUGGUGGUAGCAGCAGCGGCAACAGCGGCAGCAGCAGCAGCAGCAGCAGCAAUGGCAGGGGCAGCAGCAGCGGAGCUGUGGACCCUUCGAUGCAACGGUCAUUCACCCAGGUCCCAUUACCUUCCUUCUCUCCCUCGGCGGCCUCCCCACAGGCUCCAACCCUGCAGGUCAAGGUUUCUCCCACCUCAGUUCCCACCACACCCAGGGCAACUCCUAUUCUUCAGCCCCGCCCCCAGCCUCAACCUCAAGCUCAGCUGCAACAACAGACGGUAAUGAUCACCCCAACAUUCAGCACCGCUCCGCAGACGAGGAUCAUCCAGCAGCCUUUGAUAUACCAGAAUGCAGCUACUAGCUUUCAAGUCCUUCAGCCUCAAGUCCAAAGCCUGGUGACAUCCUCCCAGGUACAGCCGGUCACCAUUCAGCAGCAGGUGCAGACAGUACAGGCCCAGCGGGUGCUGACACAAACGGCCAAUGGCACGCUGCAGACCCUUGCCCCGGCUACGGUGCAGACAGUUGCUGCACCACAGGUGCAGCAGGUCCCGGUCCUGGUCCAGCCUCAGAUCAUCAAGACAGAUUCCCUUGUUUUGACCACACUGAAGACAGAUGGCAGCCCUGUUAUGGCUGCGGUCCAGAACCCGGCCCUCACCGCCCUCACCACCCCUAUCCAGACGGCUGCCCUUCAAGUACCAACCCUGGUGGGCAGCAGUGGGACCAUUCUGACCACAAUGCCUGUAAUGAUGGGGCAAGAGAAAGUGCCCAUUAAGCAGGUACCUGGGGGAGUCAAGCAGCUUGAGCCCCCCAAAGAAGGAGAAAGGCGGACAACCCACAAUAUCAUUGAGAAACGAUAUCGCUCCUCCAUCAAUGACAAAAUCAUCGAAUUGAAAGACCUGGUCAUGGGGACAGACGCCAAGAUGCACAAGUCUGGCGUUCUGAGGAAGGCCAUUGAUUACAUCAAAUACUUGCAGCAGGUCAAUCAUAAACUGCGCCAGGAGAACAUGGUGCUGAAGCUGGCAAAUCAAAAGAACAAGCUUCUAAAGGGCAUCGACCUAGGCAGUCUGGUGGACAAUGAGGUGGACCUGAAGAUCGAGGACUUUAAUCAGAAUGUCCUUCUGAUGUCCCCCCCAGCCUCUGACUCAGGGUCCCAGGCUGGCUUCUCUCCCUACUCCAUUGACUCUGAGCCAGGAAGCCCUCUGUUGGAUGAUGCAAAGGUCAAAGAUGAGCCGGACUCUCCUCCUGUGGCGCUGGGCAUGGUAGACCGCUCACGGAUUCUUCUGUGUGUCCUCACCUUCCUGUGCCUCUCCUUUAACCCCCUGACUUCCCUGCUGCAGUGGGGAGGGGCCCAUGACUCUGACCAGCACCCACACUCAGGCUCUGGCCGCAGUGUCCUGUCAUUCGAGUCAGGUUCUGGGGGCUGGUUUGACUGGAUGAUGCCUACUCUUCUCUUGUGGCUGGUAAAUGGUGUGAUUGUCCUGAGCGUCUUUGUGAAGCUGCUGGUUCAUGGGGAGCCAGUGAUCCGGCCACACUCGCGCUCCUCGGUCACCUUCUGGAGGCACCGGAAACAGGCAGACCUGGAUCUCGCCAGAGGAGAUUUUGCAGCUGCUGCCGCCAACCUACAAACCUGCCUGGCAGUUUUGGGCCGGGCACUGCCCACCUCCCGCCUGGACCUGGCCUGCAGCCUCUCCUGGAACGUGAUCCGCUACAGCCUGCAGAAGCUACGCCUGGUGCGCUGGCUGCUCAAGAAAGUCUUCCAGUGCCGGCGGGCCACUCCAGCCACUGAGGCAGGCUUUGAAGACGAAGCUAAGACCAGCGCCCGGGAUGCGGCUCUGGCCUAUCACCGGCUGCACCAGCUGCACAUCACAGGGAAGCUUCCUGCAGGAUCUGCCUGUUCCGAUUUACACGUGGCAUUAUGUGCCGUAAACCUGGCCGAAUGUGCAGAGGAGAAGAUCCCACCGAGCACACUGGUUGAGAUCCAUCUGACUGCUGCCAUGGGGCUCAAGACCCGGUGUGGAGGCAAGCUGGGCUUCCUGGCCCAGAAACAGGUACGUUUUACUCUGUGUCCCACUGUGGGUAGACUGCUGAAUAUAUCAGGCCAGUCAUGGUGGCUUGCGCCUGUAAUCCCAGCACUUCAGGAAGCUGAGAGCUACUUCCUCAGCCGAGCCCAGAGCCUGUGUGGCCCCGAGCACAGUGCUGUUCCUGACUCCCUGCGCUGGCUCUGCCACCCCCUGGGCCAGAAGUUUUUCAUGGAGCGGAGCUGGUCUGUGAAGUCAGCUGCCAAGGAGAGUCUGUACUGUGCCCAGAGGAACCCAGCUGACCCCAUUGCGCAGGUCCACCAGGCCUUCUGCAAGAACCUGCUGGAGCGAGCUAUAGAGUCCUUGGUGAAACCUCAGGCCAAGAAGAAGGCUGGAGACCAAGAAGAAGAGAGCUGUGAAUUCUCCAGUGCUCUGGAGUACUUGAAAUUACUUCAUUCUUUUGUGGACUCUGUGGGGAUUGUGAGCCCCCCACUCUCCAGCAGCUCCGUGCUCAAAUCCGCCCUGGGUCCAGACAUCAUCUGUCGGUGGUGGACGUCUGCAAUCACUGUGGCCAUCAGCUGGCUCCAGGGAGACGAUGCAGCUGUGCGCUCUCAUUUUACCAAAGUGGAACGCGUCCCCAAGGCCCUGGAAGUGACAGAGAGCCCCCUGGUGAAGGCCGUCUUCCAUGCCUGCAGAGCCAUGCAUGCCUCACUCCCUGGGAAAGCAGAUGGGCAGCAGAGUUCCUUCUGCCAUUGCGAGAGGGCCAGCGGCCACCUAUGGAGCAGCCUAAAUGUCAGCGGGGCCACCUCUGACCCUGCCCUCAACCACGUGGUCCAGCUGCUCACCUGUGACCUGCUACUGUCGCUACGGACAGCACUCUGGCAAAAACAGGCCAGUGCCAGCCAGGCUGUGGGGGAGACCUACCACGCAUCAGGCGCUGAACUGGCGGGCUUCCAACGGGACCUGGGCAGCCUGCGCAGGCUGGCACACAGCUUCCGCCCAGCGUACCGCAAGGUGUUCCUGCAUGAAGCCACCGUGCGCCUGAUGGCAGGAGCCAGCCCCACCCGCACCCACCAGCUGCUGGAACACAGCCUGCGGCGGCGCACCACACAGAGCGCCAAGCACGGAGAGGUGGAUGCCUGGCCCGGCCAGCGAGAGCGGGCCACCGCCAUCCUGCUGGCCUGCCGCCACCUGCCCCUCUCCUUCCUCUCCUCCCCGGGCCAGCGGGCAGUGCUGCUGGCCGAAGCUGCCCGCACCCUGGAGAAGGUGGGCGACCGGCGCUCCUGCAACGACUGCCAGCAGAUGAUUGUUAAGCUGGGUGGUGGCACUGCCAUUGCCGCCUCCUGACCACCAGGCUCAGCCCACCCCUCCACCUCUCUCUCAGUUUCUCUCUCUUCCCCCCCAGCAUCUUCCCGCUGAGAGUGGUGGGGAGGAGCCUUGUCUUCUUAGCUGUCACCUGCCAAGGCUUCUGGGCCACCUCAGGCCAGCAGAGCCCCUUAAAGCUGCUGUCACUAGAUGCCCAUGGUCCAAGGCCUGGUGGGCAUGAGAGGAAAGGUGGCAGGGCAGAAACUGGGCAGCCCUGACUUGAUAGCAGCAGGGGGAGCUCCCAAGCCCCUGCCUCCAGCCUUUCCUGAGUUUCUUUCUCCUGAACCCGACUCUCUCCUUUUUGCUUCCUCAGUUUUUAUCAGGCUUUCUCUGGGGGACAGCAGUCUCUGAGCACCAGGGAGCAGUUGCCCUCAGGCCUGUGCCCAGCAUGCCCUCCCCUUUUUAUACGAAUGUUUUCUACCAGUGUGCUUGGGUUUGCCAUGAUGCGAGGCUGAGUUGCUGUAGCGUCUUGAUUCUCUCCCUGGGUCUGUGUUCCCUCCCCUGGGCAUGACAGCCUGCUCAUUUGUGCCCAGCCCUGGGAGGCUGGUGGGAGGCAGGGGGCAGGCCUGCGGAUGGAUGAAAUAAUGUUGGCAUUAUUUUUUAAUUAAUUUUUAAAAAAAUAAAUGGUAUCUUAUUUAAUUGUCCUGUUCCUUCCCACUCCCCGCCUCCUAGGAUGUCAGCCCAAGCUCAGGGUAGGCCCAGGGGGCUGGGAGAAAUGAAGCCACCCAUUGGGACUGGGGACCAGGGGCCUUCAGCAUGGCUUCUAGGUUCCCUCCUCCCCCUACCCCAACUCCUACCCCCACAGUACAGAAUGUCCCCAACUUAACAGUGGUUCAACUUAAACCAUGUUUCAACUUUACAAUUGGUCUAUUGGGGUAUUAAAUGAAUUUUUGACUUAGGAUAUUUUCAUUUAUGAUGGGUUUAUCAGGAAGUAACCCCAUGGUAAGUUGAGGCAUAUCUGUAUAUUUUUAUCCCUAAUAAUUCUUGAGCUGAAGAUAAACCAGGAUGGCAGGGACCAAUCCCCAAUCCCUCCCCAGUGGCAAGCCCCUCUUUUCAGAGUGGGCAGAAGGUUGCCUAUGGUGGGCACUAGGAAUGAGGUCCCCUGCCUCAAUGCGGGUCCUAGGAGAAAAAGUCCUACUUUACUGGGCCCCCAGGUGCAGCACCUCCCGAAGACUGUUUCUCCCAUGGCCUCCUGAGUGACGGGCCCUGCCUCCCUGUGCCCCAUCCUCAGGCUGGUUGGAGCAGAGGGUGGGCAGUAGCCCCAGCACAGACUGGGGGGUGCUCACAGCAGGGCCACCUUGAUGCAGGCUGGAAGUUAUCCCUGGGGUGUGCUUGGACCCCACCUGCUUUCUCUCAUGCCCCUCCCCUACUCUCACUGUAACUUAUGGACCCUGCCCGCCUGCGUGUCGUGUGUAUGUCCUGUGCCUUUUCUCACUAUUGUUUGGGGGUGGGAGGGGGUGGUUUUUCACUGAAAAGGGGGAUACACCCAUGGCUUUCUUGAUGUUCAAUCAGUCACCGUGUCCCAGACAUAGGUUAUUCAAUAAACACAGAUUGGUACCACCCA
Symphalangus syndactylus (siamang) is the source of this 5437-nucleotide messenger RNA. It is a transcript of the gene SREBF2, whose product is annotated as sterol regulatory element binding transcription factor 2. Gene Ontology annotation, molecular function: DNA-binding transcription factor activity, RNA polymerase II-specific; protein dimerization activity; RNA polymerase II cis-regulatory region sequence-specific DNA binding. Gene Ontology annotation, cellular component: nucleus. The record is from RefSeq and is a predicted model, not a curated record. Gene Ontology annotation, biological process: positive regulation of cholesterol storage; positive regulation of transcription by RNA polymerase II. NCBI's taxonomy places the organism in Eukaryota, Metazoa, Chordata, Mammalia, Primates, Hylobatidae.